This is a messenger RNA of Ricinus communis (castor bean), 611 nucleotides long. Its product is annotated as SEED MATURATION PROTEIN 1. The transcript has a single exon. Bases 77 to 358 code for a protein of 93 amino acids. Lineage: Eukaryota; Viridiplantae; Streptophyta; Magnoliopsida; Malpighiales; Euphorbiaceae. Gene Ontology annotation, biological process: seed dormancy process. The record is from RefSeq and is a predicted model, not a curated record.
AUAAUAUUGAUUUCAUUUCACGUUUGAUUUGAUUAAAGUCCCAUCCCAGGGAUACAAAGUUUCAGACAAGGAGAGAAUGGCAAAAAGUAAGGAUGAUAUUAAGUACGGAACUGCACAGGCAAAGCUAUCAGACGAUGAAGCUGUAAGGGUUAGAUACAAGCAUGGCACCCCACUUGAAGGUGGGAAGAUUGCUGACUCUGAGCCUGUUGAUCUCUUUUCAAGUGCUCAUAAUAUUUCCAGUAAUCCUUCUGACGACUCCACCUCCACCCAUCAAUCUCAGUUGAACAACAACCAAAAUGACUUCGGAGGAAAUACUUCUAAUCCCGCUUCCACCACCACCACCACCACCACUGGCUGAGUAUUAAGAGUCUUGCACUUUGAGCUUAUGUAGUUCAUGUUGUAAUCAAACAUCUUUGACAGAGAGAUUACUACUCCUAGUCAUUAAUGAAAGUGUUGGUUUUUAUGUAGCCUUCCAAAGUAAGCAGCAUGUUGCUGUGUUCGUUCUCUUUUGGGUAAAUCGACCAGAAUAGAUUGUAUUGCUCAAUAAGAUACCGAUAUUGAUAAGAAAACUAAUAGAACGAGGCUUGCAAAAGCACCGUCUUUCAGAAUAA